CGGAGGCACAGCCGCGAAGGAGGAGCGGGGCCGGGCGGCGCUGGAGCCGCAUCGCCGCGGGCCGCCCCGCGCCGCCGCCCAGGAUGUGGUGGGACGAGCGGGUGUCGGCGAGGUUCCGCAGGAACCUGCAGCCCACCCUCACCUACUGGAGCGUCUUCUUCAGCUUCGGCCUCUGCAUCGCCUUCCUGGGGCCCACGCUGCUGGACCUGCGCUGCCAGACGCAGAGCUCGCUCUCGCAGAUCACCUGGGUCUUCUUCUCGCAGCAGUUCUGCCUCCUGCUCGGCAGCUGCCUCGGAGGGGUCUUCAAGAGGACGUUGGCUCAGUCGCUGUUUGCGCUCUUCGCCUCGUCCCUCGCCAUCUCCCUGGUCUUUGCCAUCAUCCCCCUGUGCCACAAUGUGGUGGUCCUGGCCGUGGUCAUGGCUGUGGCGGGACUGGCCAUGGGCUGCAUCGACACCAUCUCCAACAUGCAGCUGGUGAAGAUCUACCAGAAGGACUCAGCCAUCUUCCUGCAGGCCCUUCAUUUCUUCGUGGGCUUUGGAGCGCUGCUGAGCCCGCUGAUCGCUGACCCCUUCCUCUCCGACACCAACUGCAUCCUCUCGAACGCCACGGCCAAUGCCUCCAGCAACCUCCCUCACAUCCGCAAGUCGCUGGUGCCGCACCACCCAGGCAACCUGUCCCACUACGACCUGCCGAUGAAAGGCAUGGUGGUCACCCGCGUCUCCUACGCCUUCUGGAUCAUGGCCCUCAUCAAUCUGCCAGUCCCCAUCGCGGUGUUCUUCUUGCUCUACAAAGAGCGGAUGGUGCCAUGCUUCAACAGCAGCAGCCGUCCACUGCUGUCUGCAGACGAGCUGGCGAUGGAAACACGACCUACAGUGAAGGAUGAUCUUGCUACCUCCGUGCAGAGACCCCACGCAGCAGGAGGUCAUGAUGACUUAUUUAGCUGCUGCCAAAGCAAAAACUUCAGAGGGGCUUCUUACACCUACUUCGCAGUCCACAUCACUGGGGCUCUUGUUCUCUUCAUGACUGAUGGGAUUGUGGGAGAGUACUCGGGCUUCAUUUACAGCUAUGCAGUGGAAGAGCCUCUCUCUGUAGUCCAUAAAGUGGCUGGCUACUUGCCCAGCCUCUUCUGGGGAUUCAUCACACUGGGCAGACUCAUUUCUAUUCCCGUGUCCUACCGAAUGAAGCCAGCGACUAUGGUCUUCAUCAAUGUGGUUGGAGUCCUGAUAACCUUCCUCCUGCUCCUGAUUUUCUCCUACAGUGUUGUCUUCUUGUUUGUGGGGACAGCAUCUCUGGGUCUGUUUCUCAGCAGCACUUUCCCCAGCAUGCUUGCCUACACUGAGGACAUCCUGCAGUACAAAGGCUGUGCCACGACUGUGUUAGUGACUGGAGCUGGAAUUGGAGAGAUGGUACUGCAGUUACUGGUGGGAUCGAUUAUACAUGAUCAGGGCAGCUACAGUUUCCUGGUCUGUGGAAUGAUCUUUGGAGGCUUGGCCUUUACCUUCUACGCUUUCCUCUUGUUUUUCCACAGGAUGUACCCCAAGCCCCCGUCAGAUAUGGAUGCUGCCUCACCUGACAAACCAGCAGUAAUGGAUGACACUGGACAGUAUCAGCGCUAAAGAAGUGGCCGUGCCCUAGACAAGCAAUAAAACAGCACACAAUUAAGCAGUACUAUUAAGGAUGAUUUCGCAUUUAAUGACUAAAUCAUGCAAGUUUUCUGCAAUCAAAAGCACAUUAGUUUGGGUAAGUCAGAAUCAAGAAAACAUCCUAAAACACCAUGGGAAGCUAAGCACAAGUUGCCCGUACCACAUGUACCAAAAAGAUGAUAAAACAUCAGACUUACCCUGUAUCUGAAAAGCUACAGCAGUAGGGCAGGGAUGAUGGAGAACAGUUAGUCCUGCAAAUGAGCUUUCAUUACCGAUUCAGGAUGAAGGGUGGAGGUGAACAAUUUGUUCCAUAUGUAAGACUUUGAAAUUCUCCUGGCUUAAGUCAUUGAACUUAACAGGCUUUUCUUUUGGCCUGUGAAGUACAGGAACCCUUACAAUUUACAGCACAAUACUGGUUUUGAACUAUUUUUUGGUGCAACACAGGAGUGGAGUGUAUGUGAUCUCCAUGAAUACUUCCAAAUGGGAAAAAUUAUGCUAUUGGUAGAACCCACCAAGUGCACAGUGGUAGCAGGCUCUAUCUAUAUUUGCACAGUUGAUUCUUGUAUAUUACACGGUAUCAGAUGUUCACUAAGACAGUGUCUUAUUCAGCAUGCUAGGGCCUCUUGAUUAUUAAAAUCAUUAGCUUUUUUUUUUGAGUCAAGAAUGAGUUGUGAUGUUUUGUUUUGCUUUAAGUCAUUAUAUUAGCUGCUACAGUUGCAGUGUCUUUUAGGGCAGUUUUACUUCUAGCUUCCAGUUGAAGCUUAAACAGAGGUAUUUUGGAGCCAGCCUCCAGCUGCUUAAUCUGUGCAAUACUUAUUAUAACAGGACAGGUGCCUUCUGUAAGGUACUCUUAUAACCCACGCAUGGCCUAUUACAAGCUACGAAGAAAGGACUGGCUUUAGAAGAAUGUAAAGCUACAUGCAUCUAUUUCUUCAGUGAGUGAUUGGACAUGUACUUUUUGCUUUAACUGCUGUAUGUGGAUGUACAUAUGUACGUGUGUAUAUAACGCAGUGUUUAAUUAAAGGUGAUUGAUUGCUAGAUUCUCAGCACGACUGGACUCAGGUAACUUAAGCCCUUUGUGGCCAAGACUAUCAGCUACUAUAUUCAACAGUUCUGACUCUCACAUUUAGGUUGAAUCUAACGGCUGGUAAAUAGAAUUUCUGUUUUCCCAAGCAGUAUAUCUUACCUUCCAUAAAAUAUCUUCACGCAGGGCUUCUGUAGAAAUCCUCUCAGGAAUGGUUGUCUUGUUGAGCUGAUCCUGUAUACAUAAACCUAAAUGCACUCUAGGUCAAAGCAGGAAGGAGGAUAAACACAGUUGAAUUUGGGGCUUAACUCAUCCCUACACUUCAGGAGCCCUCCUGCCUCACAUCCAGUGCAGUGUGUGCUGUAAUUCUGCUCUAGAGCCACAGGAUGCCACUGUAACGCUCCCGGAGACAGCUGGGAUGAAAAGUAAGUGGUAUACCGCAAAGCCCAAUCGCAGCAAAAAUAAAUAAAUAAAUCUGUUAUUAAUAGAGACCCUCCUACUAUGACAGCAUUCUCUCCAUCUCUGUACAGAGGAAGUGAGCAUGAAACAAUAAACUGAGGGAGUUUAUUUAGAAAGACAUCUAUGCAGAUUACAUUUAUAUCAUAACAGGCGCUGUCAGCCAUUUAAAAAAAACGAAACACGUCUUAUGAUGUCCUUGCAGAUGGACAAUACCUAGCGAAAUGCUAUUUCCAGAACAGUGCUUCUUUUGAUAGAAGUGUACGUGACAAUUCAGAUUUCCACUUUGCCAUUAGCAUUAAAUAUGGAAAGGAGCCACUCACUGGGGGGAAUGGUACCUGCUCUGGCACAAAGACUGCGUGGCACCACAAAGCCAGCAGCAGCAGCUCCGUCUCUGUCUCCAUUCAAGCAAGAUGGGAGGAAGCCUGUGCUUCUGUCAACAAG
Molecule: messenger RNA, 3567 nt
Organism: Cygnus atratus (black swan)
Lineage: Eukaryota; Metazoa; Chordata; Aves; Anseriformes; Anatidae
Gene: SLC60A1
Product: major facilitator superfamily domain containing 4A
Exons: 10
Coding region: 84-1616 (510 amino acids)
Source: RefSeq, a predicted model, not a curated record